GCCCGGGAACACCGGGAAUGGCCCUGGGGAUGGAAGACCCUGCGAUCCCUCCCUCCCCGCUGCCCCGGGAACACCCUGCGAUCCCCCGGGAAAGGGAAUCCCGGCGGCAGUGUCCCAGGAAAUGCAGGCGGGACAACAUGGAGCCUUUUCCUCUCUCUGAGCUCGGGCUCCCAGCAGAAAACAAAGCUAUCCAGGGAAUCCUCUGCCCCAUGGCUGUGGAGCUCUGCCACCUCCUCCUGGCCCUGGAACGGGAAGAUGGGAUUUGUGAGGCCUUUCCCAAUUUAGGGGAGAAGGCAGAAAAACUGGCCAAAGCCCUGGAAGAACUUGCUGCUGUGGCAGGAAGGCUGGCCCGGGAGCCCAGCGAGGAGGAGAUGUGUCCCAUGGCCAAAUCCCUGGAGCAGGCCGGGAGGGAUGUGCUCCUGGCAGCGCUCCGGCUCCAGGAGCAUCCGGAGAGCCCUCGGCUCCGGGAGCACCUGGCAGGGACCGCCCGGAGAGUCCUCACGGAGACAGCGAAGGUCCUUCAGCUGGAAGAGGCCGCAGGGAUGAGGCGGAUCACCCGGGCAGCCGGCCGGCUCCUGGAGUGCCUGCGUGUGCUGCGGGAUGCCCGGGACACGCCGGGGCUCCUGGCAGCAUUCCAGGCCUUCUCCGAGGCCGCGCUCCUGCUGAGCCGCCUGACAGCCAAGCGCCUCCAGGAACUCGGGGAUGGUCCCGCACGGGAGAGCCUGGCCCACACCCUGCAGCUCCUCCACCGGUGCGUCCCCCUGCUCCACGGAGCCGUCAGACAUUCCAGGGAUCCCCGAGCCGACCUCUCCGGAGACGGCGCUUUCCAGCUGACAGAGGGGACCAUCAGGGAGCUCCUCUCCCUGCUCACGGAGCCCCGGGACAGGAGCGGGAUGUUCUCCCAGCAGGUGAACACGCUGCUGGAUCUCCUCUCCCACCCGGACCGGCUGCGCCUCUCCGAGGGCGGGCUCAGCUCCCACGUGGAAGCGGUCGUUCUCCAUGGAAUGCUGCUGGCAGACUCAUCCAGGCUGGAUCUGCAGCUGGAGCUGGUGGAACGCUGCUGGGUCCUGCUACGGCUGAGGAAGAGCAUCUGCGGCCGCAUGAGGCGGUUGGAAGGAUGUCCAGGAGAGCAUGGAUUGGAGCAGGAAUGUCACAGCAUGAGGGAGGAGCUGGAAAACCUGGACCGGACCGUGCUCAGGGCCACGCUGUGCCAAAUCCUCGAGGGAUUCUUUGAGGAGAAGGAGACCCUGAGGCAGCUGGUUGAAGGUGCCCUUGCUCUUGCUGGUUCAGGAUGUUUUCCAGCAGGACCAGGAGGAAUUCUAAGGAAGCUCCAGCCCCUCACCGCCGCCCUCUUCGCUCAGGCCCAGCAGAUGCUCCGAGCGGCCGAGCUGGUUCUGGCCCGCUGCACCAAAUCCCAAACUGCCAGGGAAAUCCGGGAGCGGGUGGAGCACCUGCAGAGCCUCCUGGGCAGCCUCCCUUCCCUGCUCCUGGAAAGGAGUGGGAACACCGCAGAGCAGCUCCAGGCCCUGUGCCACGCCUGGGCCGGAGCCACCGGCAGCCUCCUGCGCUGCUUCGAGGAGACGGUCGGCACACGGGAAUUCCUGGAGCUGUCCGUCCUGGAGAUGGCCAAGCACAGGGAAUGGUGUGAGGCGGCGCUGGGACGCGGGGAUCCCGAGGGAUUCUCCUGGCACGCCGCUCGCCUCACCGGCUGGGCACGCUGGGUGGUUGGAGCCACUACCCGGCACGUGGACAGGGCCACAGAUCCCAUCUUCAGGAAUGGCCUGCUGGUGUGGGUGGAGCAGCUGGCCAAUUCCAUCCUGGAGCUGAGGGCAGUGCCAGCCCAGUGCCUCCAAUCCCGGGAUGCCUUUUCCCAGGCAGCCAGCUGCCUGAUGGACGCUGCUCUCCGUGUCCAAGCCGGGCUGGACGGGUCCAACCACCCGGAUAUCCUCAGCCCGCUCCGGGAGCGAGUGCAGAGCACUGAGGUGGCAAAGGGGCCGGAGCUCAGCCCGUCCCACGCCAGGAUACAAACCAGUAUGGAUGAGGCCACAUUCCACGGAGACACCCCAAGCCCUCCAUCUUCACCACCAGGCACCUCCCACCCGGAUGUUCCGUGGGAAGGGGGUGCACACCCUGCCAUCAGGGCUCUCCUGGCAGCAUCCCGAGCCCGGGAUGUGGCCGCUGUCCAUGCCGCUGGCUCUGCCUUGCUGGAGCUCUCCGAGGGCUGCGUGGAUGCGGCGCGGGAAGCGCUGCCCGUGGCCGAGACCCCCCAGCUCCGGGUGCUGGGACAGCACCGGGACAUCACGGCACUGACCCCAAGGAUUAUCAGCCUGGCCAUGGAAACGGCCCGCAGCCAGCUCCCUGCUCCAGGCAGGCUGAUCCACAUGGCACUCAGGCUCUCGGGAAGGAUCCGGGACACCCAGCAGUGCCUGACAGCCGUGGCAGGCUCUUGGAAUAGUCUGUCCCAGCAAGUGCUUGGGUUUGUCUCGUCAGGUGACUUUCCAAGAGGGAAGCAGGCUUUGGAUGAGGCCAUGCUGGCUUUAGCAGGAGCAGUGCAGCUGGCAGGAGACAUUGCAAGCACAGCCUGUAGUAAGGAAAAUCCCAUUCCCUCCCAAGUUUGGGAUAGCUUUCUGCAGGUCCAAGCCAAGUUUUCCCGUGCUCAGCUGAACACCAGAGUGUUCCUGGAGAAGGCAGAAUCCUUCGGGGGCUCCUGCAGGAUGGAAAAGGCCAUCCUGGAGCUGCACGGUGUGCGGUGGGCCGUGGGCACGUGUGUCCUGCUGCACGCCAUGGAUCGCUUCGUGGGAAGGGAUGUGCUGUUCCUGAGGGAGCUGAGCAGGGCCGUGAGGAACAAGGCUGGCUCACGGAGCCUCCUGGCUGCCGUGGCCGAGAAUUCCCUGAGGCUGCAGGAGGCCGCCCGGCUCUCUUACCUGUCCUCUCCCACAGACCGCGGUGCCAGGGAAAUCCUGGCGCUCCGAGGGGAGAUCCAGGUGCUCAUGGAAGCACUGCUGGACGUCUCCAACACCCUCCUGGUCUCCCCACUGCCUUCAGCCAGCCUGUCCGUCCGCUUCGAGCUCCUGCGGAGAGACGUGGCCCUCAGGGCCAGGGCGUUACUGCUCCACCUGGAGAGGGCCAACACGGAGCAGGUGCACCUCAUCCAGGACGUGGUUGGAGCAGCCCUGCCCGGCCUCUCCCACGAGGAGAGGGACAGGAGCAAGGAGGCCUUUGAGGAGAAGGCGAGUCGGCUCGUGGCUGACGUCCAGUGGGUCAGGAACACCCUCCGGGACGCUCUGGAGGCCGGAGCUCAACGGCCACCGCGGGACAACCUGCUCUCCACGGCAGAGCACCUCCUGCUCCUCACGGUCCACGCCGUGGGCAGCGCCCGACGGAGCCUCCGGAGCCACAGGGAGGGGGGGGAUGCCCGCCUGGACACCGGGGAUCCCCAGGAUGCAGGGGAUGCCCACCUGGGCAGCGUGGUGUGGUACUGGUCGGCCCAGGCCCGCUACCUCCUCACACAGCUCCGGGCCACCCGUGGCAUCGGCACGGACGUCCUGCGGCACAUCACGGAAUGCCUGCAGCGGGAACGGGCGUUCCCAGGACAAUCCCAGCUCUGCCCAGCCCCACAGCCCACGGAGGCAGCGGGAAGUCGCCCGCUCGGGAGCAGAGCAGGGAGUGGAGCUCCACGGGAAGCAGGUGAAAUGAAGCAGGCAGGUGGAGGAGGCCGCUCGGCACCGCUGUGUCCGCACGCUCCGGACCUGGAAUCUGUUCCAUUACUGUCUGGACAGCAGCAGGAUGGCCCUUCCAGCAUCUCCCCUGCAAAGCACAAGAGAGGAAGCUGUGACACACAGCAGGGCAGCCCCAGCAAGGUGUCCCAGGUCAUCCAGGACAUGGCAAUGAGGAUGCUGCACAUGGCUCAGUUCCUGAGGAAGAAGGGCCCCAUCGCGAGCAAGGAGCAGUUUGUUGCCUGUGCCAGGCAAAUCGCUUCCGACGGGCAGGUGGUUGUCAGAUUUGGGCACGUCCUCGCCAAGCAGUGCCCGGACCAGAGAUGCUCCACGGAGCUGCUCCGCGCCUCCGAGCACACCCACACCCUCAGCAGCCAGCUCGCCAUCGUGGCCAGGGUGAAAGCGGUGACUGGGGAGAGCAAGGCCUCCUCGGAGCUGCUCCUGAGCAACGCGCAGAACCUGGUGCGAGCGGUGCGGCACCUCCUGGGCGCGGCCGAGGCGGCCUCUGUCAAAGGUUUGGGACAACCCUCACCUGACCCUGAAGCAGAAGAAGUUGCUGCUUUUUGCCUGCAGUGGAAGAAAAACCUGUCGUGGCACAGAGCCAAGGAGGCUUUAAAUUCCAACAGGGAUGAGUUAGGGCUCCGCAAGACUCGGGAAGCAAAGGUGGAGCCCACCCUGAUGGGUAUGGGGCAAGAACCACCCCCUCAGACCAGGAAUAUCCCAAAGCAUCCCAGUCCCAGGAAGGGACACACGGCUAUGGACAGACACCUGUAAAACCAGGGAGGAGCUUCUCAUCCUGAUGGCGUUGGAAUAUUUGCAAGAUGAGGGAUUUGUGUUGGAGCGUUUUCCAGGAAUGUUCUGACAGGAAAAUC
Messenger RNA from Neopelma chrysocephalum (saffron-crested tyrant-manakin), 4588 nucleotides. RefSeq lists its product as uncharacterized. Gene Ontology annotation, molecular function: actin filament binding; beta-catenin binding. Gene Ontology annotation, biological process: cell-cell adhesion; cell migration. Gene Ontology annotation, cellular component: catenin complex; adherens junction. The record is from RefSeq and is a predicted model, not a curated record. Bases 18 to 4490 code for a protein of 1490 amino acids. NCBI's taxonomy places the organism in Eukaryota, Metazoa, Chordata, Aves, Passeriformes, Pipridae. The transcript has 9 exons.